Ogataea angusta is the source of this 618-nucleotide messenger RNA. RefSeq lists its product as uncharacterized. Gene Ontology annotation, biological process: chromosome segregation. Gene Ontology annotation, cellular component: MIS12/MIND type complex. The record is from RefSeq and is a predicted model, not a curated record. Bases 1 to 618 code for a protein of 205 amino acids. The transcript has a single exon. NCBI's taxonomy places the organism in Eukaryota, Fungi, Ascomycota, Pichiomycetes, Pichiales, Pichiaceae.
AUGAGCACCAGAGGCAACCGGAAGUCCAGAAAAACGGCCAAAGAGCCUGCCGAGACUCUCAAGUAUGUGCGAUUUGACGGUCUGCGCAAGGCAGCAGAGUUUUCACUGCAGGAAACUGUCAAAAAGUUCAACGUUGAGAAGCUCGUUGAAUGCUAUCCCGGGGUCGAUCGCGAGACUUUGACGGAUUUCCAUCAGCAAAUCACCAAAAUGUGGACCAGCAAAGCUUUGGACGAGUUCCAGGGCAUUUUUUUGGAAAAAGACCUAGAACAUAAACUCAAUGAGCUUGACGAGAUAAUAUUCGAGUCGCGACAACGGCAACAGCGCAACGACCCACCAUUUCCAAUCCACAAACUCAGUGCCGCAGAAAUCGUGCAGACGAAACUCGCAGACGCCAAGCAACAGUCGAUCAGCACGUUAAGUGAAAAGCUGGAGCUGUUGCGGCAGGAAAACAAUGCUCUGGUCAGCCAGGUGAGACAGAUGUACGACGAAAGCGCGCAAAACUUUCAGGCAGUGGAGCAGUCUGUUUUGCAUCUGGAGGAACUGGAUCGGAUGAGAGACCAGUUGAGCGACGAGCGGUUCAAGCAGCUGCUCAAGUAUAUCACCGAGAAAUGUUUCUAG